Messenger RNA from Aquila chrysaetos chrysaetos, 6189 nucleotides. RefSeq names its product delphilin-like. Gene Ontology annotation, molecular function: protein binding. The record is from RefSeq and is a predicted model, not a curated record. Lineage: Eukaryota; Metazoa; Chordata; Aves; Accipitriformes; Accipitridae.
GCUCAGGUCAGCACCAGACUCAGCCAGGACCAGAACGGCAAUUAGUCUGUCCGCAUUUCUCUUUGUGAUAGAAGUAAAGUUAAUUAGGAACGGAAAAGGCAAGAAAGACCUUUCUGCGUGCCUGGCACUGACUCAGAGCGGCUGGAAGAACGCAGGGCUCGAGUAGGAAGCCUGGGAAGGGGCAGCCACCUUCUGCCCCGGCUCUGCCCCAGCGUCACGGCACGGCAGCCGUUUCGCCCACCCCUGGACCGGCGUUAGGUGCGAGGGCUGUGCCCCCAGCACCGCGGGGGCUGCAGCGAGGGCGUGAGAGCCGGGGAGAUGCCCCCAGGAGCCCGGCGGGUAGGUGGGACGCGCUUCCAGGGGCGAUGGAGGAGAAUUGAGAAAGCUUUGAGCCCUUAGCGGGACAAACCUGCCGCCGGUGAGAGCCCGCCAGGCUCGCUUGGAUGGCUGCAGACUUCUUUGCAGCCAUGCCGGCAACCAACCAGGGCUGGCCCGAGGCCUUCGGGUUCAAGAUAAGCGGGACCGGUCCGUGCUACAUCCUCUGGGUGCAGGAGGGCAGCAGUGCGGCGGUGGCGGGGCUGCGGCUGGGCGACGAGGUGGUGGAAAUCGAGGGGCAGCCCGUCUCCUCCCUGGGCUGCGAGGCGCUGCUCGGGCUGGCCAGGCGCUGCGGCAACGUGCCCCCCAGCAUUGGGGUGGUCUCCCGCCUGCAGCACAUCGACAUCCCCCCUGGUCCCCGGGGAUGCUUCGGCUUCGAGCUGGCGAGCGGCAGCCCCCCGCGAGUGGCCAGCGUCAGCCCGGAGUCGCCCGCCGCUGCCGGCGGGAUCGAGGCGGGGGAUUACGUGCUGGAAGUCAACGGGACGCCGGUGAUGCUGGAGGAGGCGGCGGUCGCCUUGGUGGGGUCCUGCCACGGACGGUCCCUGCGGCUGGGGCUGCUGCGGCCGCAGCGCCGGAGCGGCACGCGGGACACCAUCCCCAGCGCCGACGCCGUGCGCCAGGAGAGGAAGCAGAAAGCGCAGGAAUUCAGCAGAAAGGUAGAUGACAUCCUCGGUGACCAGCCAGAGGUCAAGGAGAAGGUGUUCACCAUCCUGAAGCAGUACGCGGCGGAGCGGAAGGUGGAGUACUUGGCCUAUGCCCUCUGCAUGGUCCUCACCCAGGAGUCCCACCAGCAUCUGAUUGACAACAUCAGGAUUUUCAUCCCCAAGAAGCACCGGCAGCGGUUUGACGAGGUUGUGUCGCAGAGCCUGAUCAGCAAGCUCUGCCGCUCCAAGAGCGAGCAGCACAGCAAUCGGCUGCGACGCAGCCGGAGUGAAGACCACCAGGAACGGCUCCUUGUUUCCACCCGUGCCAGCUCCGUGCCCCGCAGCCACGAGGAGGCCAGCAAGAGCCUGCGGAAAACCACUUCGCUCAUCACCAGCAACGCGGCCUCGGGGGCUGCCCGCAGAACUGUGCGAGUUUAUAAAGGCAACAGAAGCUUUGGCUUCACACUACGUGGCCAUGCCCCGGUGUGGAUCGAGUCUGUUCUGCCAGGGAGCCCGGCCGAGAAGGCAGCUCUCAAACCUGGAGACCGGAUCCUAUUCCUCAACGGUCUGGACAUGAGGAACUGCUCCCAUGACAAGGUGGUGUCGAUGCUGCAGGGCAGCGGGGCGAUGCCCACCUUGGUGGUGGAAGAGGGGAUCGUCAACUUCUCCAACGACUCUGACUCUGCUGAUUCCCCGAGCACCUCCUCCGCCCUCACCUCCCUGCAGUGGGUUGCAGAGAUACUCCCCUCUAGCAUCAAGAUUCAAGGAAGGACCUUCACACAGCAGCUGGAGCACCUGCUGACUCCACCUGAACGCUAUACCAUCUGCAAAGCACUGGAAGGCUUCUUUCAACAUCGGAACAUUGACACUCUCAUUGUGGAUGUGUACCCGGUGCUGGACACACCGGCCAAGCAAGUAAUUUGGCAGUUUAUCUACCAGCUGCUGACGUAUGAAGAGCAGGAGCACUGCCAGCAAAAGAUUGCCAGGUUUCUUGGUUACAAGUCCUUGGCAGCUGAGCCAGAAGCAGAGGACCGCUACCGCAGCUCCGUUCGAGGGGCCUCCUUGUGCCGGGGAAGCCUUCGAACCCCCCGCCCCGAGGAAGGGGGGGCAGCAGGGCAGAGCGACACUGUGGAGGUCCCGGUUCGCCUGAUCCCUGGAGAGAGACAGGCUGGAGACGGCACAUCCCUCCCGGAGACGCCCAACCCCAAAAUGAUGUCGGCUGUUUACGCAGAAUUAGAAAACCGCCUGAUCGGCAGCUUUGCUGGCAAGAGGGGUAGUGCUGCCCUGCACAGAGCAUCGCCUCCUGCCCCAGAGCUGGCACACGCUGCAGGUUCUCGCAAGCCGGGGAUGGCGAUCUCGUGGCCGAGCGACCCUCUGGCUUCCCAGCAGUGCUACUACCGCCUGCACAGCAGCGUGGCCUCCCCGAGCAGCACCGAGUCCAACCCCUACGUCAGCCUCGACAGCAGCCCAGCCCCGUCCCCCAAGCACCGCGACUACCCGCUCAGCCCCCUGUCGCGACGGAAGAAGCUCUUCACCUUCUCCAGGCCCCCGCGCAGCCGCGACACCGACCGAUUCCUGGAUGCCCUCAGUGAGCAGCUGGGACACCGGGUCACCAUCGUGGAUGAUUUCCUCACCCCUGAGAAUGACUACGAGGAGAUGAGUUUCCACGAUGACCAGGGCAGCUACGUCACCAACGACGUCAGCAGCAGCGAGUACAUCAGCAGCAGCGACGAGGGCAGCUCCCUGACCUACUCCACGCUCUCGGACCACAUCGCUGCAGCGCCAGAAGUACCAGACAACAAGGCAGAGGCCACGAAGGCCAGCACGUCGCCCGCUCCCAAAUCCCUCGUCAGCCACCUGCACCCCAUCCCACCCCCGCCGCCCCCGCCGCGCCCCCCCCCGGUGCCCUGCGCGCCCCCCCUGCACCGGGGGCUGCUGCACCGCAGGAGCGAGUCCAACCACAUGAGUGUCAAGAGGCUGCGGUGGGAGCAGGUGGAGAACUCGGAAGGGACCAUCUGGGGGCAGCUCGGGGAAGACUCCGAUUACGACAAGCUGAGUGAUAUGGUCAAAUACCUUGACCUGGAGCUGCACUUCGGGACGCAGAAGCCUACAAAGCCAACUCUCAUGCCUGAAAACUUUAAAAAGAAAGACGUGGUUGAAAUUUUGUCCCACAAAAAGGCCUACAACACAUCCAUCCUGAUAGCCCACCUCAAGCUCUCACACAUCGAGCUGCGCCAGAUUCUCAUGACGAUGGAGACGGACCGCCUGGAGCCUUCCCACAUCAAGCAGCUCUUGCUGUACGCCCCGGACGGGGAGGAAGUCCAGCGCUUCCAGAGCUACAAGGAGAACCCCGGCAAGCUGAGCGAGCCCGACCAGUUUGUGCUGCAGAUGUUGUCAGUACCAGAAUACAAGAUCCGCCUGCGCAGCCUACAUUUUAAGACCACUCUGCAAGAGAAGACAGAGGAGAUCAAAGCUAGCUACGAGUGCAUCUGCAAGGCCUCCCUAGAGCUGAAAAGCAGCAAGAAGCUGGCUAAGAUCUUGGAGUUUGUGCUGGCGAUGGGGAACUACCUGAACAACGGGCAGCCCAAGACCAGCAAAACAACAGGCUUUAAAAUCAACUUUCUCACCGAGCUGAACACAACGAAGACUGUUGAUGGGAAAUCCACCUUCCUGCACAUUCUUGCCAAAUCACUUAGCCAACAUUUCCCAGAGCUCCUGGGCUUUGCCAAGGAUCUUCCUACAGUGCCGCUUGCUGCCAAAGUGAAUCAGAGAACACUAACGGCUGACCUAAAGGACCUGCACACCACCGUCAGUGACAUACAGAUGGCCUGUCACAACAUGCCAGCUACUGCGGAGGACAGAUUUGCAAUUGUGAUGACUUCUUUCCUGGAGAGUGCCCAGCCUGCCAUGCGAUCCCUGGAUGACCUGCAGCACAAGGCCAUGGAAGAAUUCAGCAAGGUGUUGUCCUUCUUUGGGGAAGACUCGAAAAUGACAACUUCUGAAGCUUUCUUUGGCAUUUUUGCAGAAUUCAUUAGCAAGUUUGAGCGGGCACUCAGCGAUGUGCAGGUUGGCGAGAGCCAGCGCAGCCCCAGGAUGACCUCCCCCCUUGCCUGGUGACGGGCCUGCAGCAAUGCGAGGUGCAACAAUUUAUUGCCAACAAAGUGCAAUUUGCCCCCAUUGAGUUUGGUUGUAAAUACGCUGCUGUCACCUGCUACCACUAAGGAGAACCAAGGACCGAAGGGUCGGGGCAGUUUGGACACUGAAAAGGCACCACAGGUGAUAGUGGAUGGAUGCGAGGGUGAGGCACAGGGACAUGAAGGUAAACACUGCGCUGGUCUUGACAGCAGCUUUCUUGGCAUCCUCCACUUCCAGCAUAUUACUGAGUCAAGGAUUUCAGACACAUCUGGCUAAAACCUCACUCUCCUGUGUUUCCAGAACACGUAUAACUGGCACCAGCAGUUGCUGGAGACCUUCCCCACAGCCAGUACCCAAGCAUGGUUGUGCAGGGAGUCAGCCCUUGCAGGAUAUAACUUUCCCCAGGCAGGCACUGCUCAUCCCUGCCAGCCUCAGGGCCGGGGUUAGAGCACAGCCACGGACUCCCUGGGGAGGCAGAGCAGGUCAGGCGAGGAAGGGAGCAUGGGGGGACAAGGACUGCCGCCAGCACCUGCUCCCCCGGGACCCUGAGGAGCAACGCUGCUGAGCCCCUCUCAAAUCCCUCUCGAAGCCCUUCUCGCCUGGAGCUCCACCUGAACAGACCCUAACAGAGAGGUUGCCAGAGGUGGCCCAGAGGCUUUAAUCCCCUGCCGUUGCCAGCUAGUGUCAAUGGAAAGCAAUAUGACGUUGCAGAACCCUUCUGGCAUGUCCGUGUGGUCCCACAUACAGAUCCAGUCUGGUUCUACCCAGCUGUGCUGGAGAGGACGGAAAGCCCAGAGUCCUUCCCGGCUGUCAGCUUUGCUUAAAGGUGUGGCAGAGACUGGCAGGUCUUGAAUUCUUCCCAAGAGUUUCACAUCAUCAGCAGUAGACUUAUUUGAACUCGCCAGGAGACAUAAAUCCUUGAGUGUUUUGGUGCCUCCUUGGAAAGUACCAAACCCUCGGUAGCCUAAAAGUGAGUGGGAGUCCUCUGCAGCCCCGAGUACCGCUCCCGAAGCACAGCAGAGAGCAGCGAGAAACACAUCCCCUGCCGUCCUUUAUUCACUCGGAGGGCUGAAGUCCUGAGAAUCCCUUUACUGUAUGACCAGUGGUUCAUGCUGAAUAUACCCAGGGAACUCUAGAAGCAUGCACGUCCAUCUUUCAACAACGUCUGAUUGUUAUUUAGAUGACUUAAUUCUCUCCGAGAUGUCCCCUGGGACAAAAGGGCUAGCAGCAUCCCAUGGGCAGUGCAUGUGCCUCCGGGCGACGCAGUGCCCCGAGAGCUUUACAGCAGCAAACCUACAGUGCGUUAAUAUUGUGAGGCAUUACUCUGUGCAAAACGCAUCCGUUGCCUUUCAAACCCGAUGCUCCAACAUUGUGCCCUGUGGAAGCACUCCAGCAAGCCGUAGCGUAGGUAACCUUCCUCCCGCCUAUUGCCAGAGCAAGAGCUCUUACUGAAGCCUCUGCUCAAGUACAGAAUCACCAACUGGUGCAUUAUUUAUGGGAGACCUUAUGACCAUCAAAUCUUUGGGUUUUCAGUAUUUUUUUAAACCCCGCUGUAGAAAGUGAAGUAUCUUUUCACAAGCGUUCUCAGUUUAUACAGCUUCAAGUGCCAGGUAGUUUCUAGCGUUGUGUUCCCAGAGGUCUGGCCCCGUCUGUCUCUGCCUCUCCUCUGCCCCAACGGUGGUGACAGGGCAAUGCUCACUCAGCUCCUCUUUCUGUUUUGGAUGUUGCACACUGCAUUCAGUUGAUUUUUUUUUUUUUCUAAAAACAUAUUCAAUAUUUAAACCACUGGAGGUUCUUCUGAAACUGUCAUUACAAAUGUGAAAAUGCUGUACAUAGAUUUUGCUACAUGUUGUAACUUUCCAAAAUAUUUAGAACUCCAAUCCCUUUGGUAUUUUUAUGUGAAUAUUUUCAAAGAACCAGAACUUCUGACACAUGGUUAUUAUUUGAUAAUGGGACUAUGUAUAUUCACAAUUCAGUCUCUACCCAAUGCCUAUGUGCUAUUCCUAAAAUAAAGCUACUGCCUUCUGCCUCAUGA